AUGUCCGCCCUCAAGGCCCUGACUCCCCCUGUGCGCCCACCUCGGCGCCACCCCUCCCCCCAAAACUCGCGUGCUAUCACCGACGCCAAGCGCCGCGCCUCAGAAAGACUCGCCGACGCCCCGUCGCUGUUCGAGUUCAUGGCCUCUUCUCGGGCGCGAACCGACCCCGGAGGCGCCCCCCACCCGACGACUCCCCGCCUCCACGUGUCCCCGACCGCACUCGGCCGAAAGGUGCACAUCGAGAGCUUCGGCUGCCAAAUGAACGUCAACGACACACAACUCGUCUACGGCAUCCUCCAAUCCGCCGGAUACGGACUCGCGGAGACGCCCGAUGACGCGGACGUCAUCCUCCUGAACACCUGCGCCGUCCGAGAGCGCGCAGAGCAGAAAGUCUGGUCCAGACUCGCUCAAAUCCGACAUUCCGCGAGACCCAGCAGGCCUCUCGUGGGCGUUCUAGGAUGCAUGGCCGAGCGCCUGAAAGAACAAAUCCUCGAAAAAGAAAAACUAGUCGACCUCAUCGCCGGCCCCGACUCCUACAGGGACCUCCCUCUCCUGCUGUCCCGCGCCGAAAACGGCGAGAAGGCCGUGCAGGUCAUGCUCUCCUACGACGAAACUUACGCUGAUGUCUCCCCUGUUCGCAUGUCCGACAAUGGCGUCUCCGCCUACGUGAGUAUCAUGCGCGGCUGUAACCAGCACUGCACCUAUUGCAUAGUCCCCAGAACCCGUGGCGUCGAGCGAAGCCGCCCCGCAGACUCCAUCGAGCGUGAAAUCCGAGAACUAAGCCUCCAAGGCUACAAAGAAGUAACCCUACUCGGCCAAAACGUCAACAGCUACAACGAUAAAACCUCCUUCCCAGACCACUCCAACCUACCCGACGUCCAAACCGCCAAGGGAUUCACCACUGUCUACCGCACGCCCAAAGCCGGCGUCACCUUCGCCGAACUCCUCGACCGAAUCAGCCUCAUCGACCCUGAAAUGAGAAUCCGCUUCACCUCCCCCCACCCAAAAGACUUCCCCGACCCCCUCCUCCGCGUCAUCCAGUCCAGACCCAACGUCUGCAAGGCACUCCACAUCCCCGCCCAGUCCGGCAACUCCGACGUGCUAUCACGCAUGCGCCGAGGAUACACUCGAGAAACCUACCUAGAACUCGUCGCACACAUCCGACAUGUGCUCUCCCCUAACGUCUCCCUCUCCAGCGACUUCAUCGUCGGGUUCUGCGACGAGAGCGACGCGGAACACCUCGACACGCUCUCCCUCGUCCAAACCGUCCAGUACGACCAAGCCUUCAUCUUCGCCUACUCCAUGCGCGAAAAAACGCCCGCCCACAGAAGAUACCUCGACAACGUCCCCGCUCACGUCAAAAGCGCCAGACUCUCUCAACUACUCGACGCCUUUCGCGCCUCCGUCACCGCCCGCAACCAGGCCAAACUCGGCACUCUCCAACUCGUCCUCGUCGAAAGAACCAGCAAACGAAACCCCGACACCCUCAUAGGACGCACCGACGGCAACAAAAAAGUCGCCUUCCCCCGCUCUCCUGUCCCCACCCUUCGACAAACCACCCCCCCCUCCGACAUCCACUUCGGCGACUACGUCGUCGUCCGGCUCACCGGCACCCUGGGCAUCAGCUUCACCGGCGUCGCCCUCGCCAAGGCAACCAUCGCCCAGUUCGCCGAACCCGGCCUCCAAGACGCCCUCGACCUCCUCUAA
Molecule: messenger RNA, 1707 nt
Organism: Schistocerca gregaria
Lineage: Eukaryota; Metazoa; Arthropoda; Insecta; Orthoptera; Acrididae
Product: mitochondrial tRNA methylthiotransferase CDK5RAP1-like
Exons: 1
Coding region: 1-1707 (568 amino acids)
Biological process (GO): tRNA modification; negative regulation of cyclin-dependent protein serine/threonine kinase activity
Cellular component (GO): cytosol; mitochondrion
Molecular function (GO): tRNA-2-methylthio-N(6)-dimethylallyladenosine(37) synthase activity; 4 iron, 4 sulfur cluster binding
Source: RefSeq, a predicted model, not a curated record